Talaromyces marneffei is the source of this 1275-nucleotide messenger RNA. RefSeq lists its product as uncharacterized. The record is from RefSeq and is a predicted model, not a curated record. The transcript has 4 exons. NCBI's taxonomy places the organism in Eukaryota, Fungi, Ascomycota, Eurotiomycetes, Eurotiales, Trichocomaceae. Bases 1 to 1275 code for a protein of 424 amino acids.
AUGCUUGCUAAACAACUCCUCUUCGCCUUGGCAGUGUCUGCCAGCUUUCUCGGGAGCGCUACGGCAGCCAAUGGCUUCAAUGGAGGGAACAAAGGAGGAAACAAUGGAGGUAACAAUGGAGGCAACAAUGGAGGUAACAAUGGAGGCAACAAAGGAAACAAUGGGGGAAACAAUGGAGGAAACAACUUGAUCCUAAACCCCAAUCUGGUUCAAACUGGAAGUCAGCAAACUGGUGGUAACUCCGCUGGAGAAACUGCUUCUGCAACUGACAAAGCCAACUUCAUCAACUUCUGUCAAGGAAAGACCCUGACGAACGGUGCUCAGGUUACUGGUGGAUCUUGCAAUGGCAUUGUUAUGGGAGAUAUCCCGGCCAAAACCAAGAUGGUCUCAACUGUUAUCUUGAGUCCCCAGAACUUGCAAGAUAUUGCUGCCAACCAGGACUUCACUGUCUCACUCCAGGUUGCAAACCUCCAAGCCGGUGCCUUUACCAACGCUACCAGCACAUACUACGCAGCACCACAGGCUCUUAACUCUGCGGGACAAAUCAUUGGCCACGUCCAUGUCACCAUUCAGAAUAUGGGCAGCCUCAACCCUUCCACGCCCCCUGACCCAACUACCUUUGCUUUCUUCAAGGGUAUUGAUGAUGCCGGUAAUAACAAGGGUCUAUUGCAAGCUACAGUUGCAGGUGGUCUGGCCGCUGGUACUUACCGUGUCUGUACCAUGUCUUCAUCUAGUAAUCAUCAGCCGGUUCUUAUGCCAGUUGCCCAACGAGGUGCACAAGAUGAUUGCAAGUACUUUACCGUUGGCCAGAAGAACAAUAACAACAACAACAACAACAACAACAACAACAACAAUAAUAAUAAUAACAACAACAACAACAACAAUAACGGCAAUGGUAAAGGCAGCAACACCAACACUGGGGGCAACACUGGAAACAAAGGCAACACCGGAGGCAACACUGGAAACAAAGGCAACACCGGAAGCAACACCAAUACUGGAAGCAAGGGUACAUUCAGCGGCAGUAAAAGCGGCAAUGGCAAAGUCGUCGACUCCGCUGGUUCUUCCAGCUCUUCAAGCUCUACCGACUGCAGCACCGUCGCCAGUGCAACCGCUACAGCAUCAGCUUCAACUUCAACAUCGGCUAGCGCUACUGAAGUUGUAGCAGCAACUAGUUCCAGCCCUGCUGCCAAUGCCGACAAGGGACACAGCAGCAAACACGGCGGCAACGGAAUGAGAUCUAACGGUCGAUUCGUGUUGAGAAAGUUCGUUGCUUAA